Scleropages formosus (Asian bonytongue) is the source of this 2462-nucleotide messenger RNA. RefSeq names its product low density lipoprotein receptor adapter protein 1-B. Bases 143 to 1000 code for a protein of 285 amino acids. The transcript is spliced from 10 exons. Lineage: Eukaryota; Metazoa; Chordata; Actinopteri; Osteoglossiformes; Osteoglossidae. The record is from RefSeq and is a predicted model, not a curated record.
CCGAGCGCCGCGACUCGUAUUUCUAUAGAAGCGCUGGAGCGGCAGCGAGUGGGUGUGUUUUGGGCGCCGUUGGCUGCGCAGUUCGGCAACAGUCACACAGGCGAGCCUUCCUCGCGCCCUGCCGUCUGCCGGAUACCUCAGCAUGGAUGCGCUCAAAUCGGCCGGCAGAGCAAUUAUCAAGAGUCCGGGAGUUCCGCGACACACAUGGGGCACCUCGAAGCACGAAAAGCUUCCAGAGAACUGGACAGACACUAAGGAGACGCUCUUGGAGGGCAUGGUGUUCAACGUGAAGUAUCUCGGCAUGACGUUGGUCGGCCAGCCAAAAGGAGAGGACAUGGCAUCUGCUGCUAUCAGAAGGAUAGUCGCCAUGGCCAGAGCCAGUGCAAAGAAGUUCCGUAAAGUGACUCUGACAGUCUCACCUAAAGGAAUCAUCAUCACGGACACUGAGACCAACGACCUCGUUGAGAACGUCUCCAUAUACAGAAUCUCCUACUGCACUGCAGAUAAAUCUCAGGACAAAGUGUUCGCCUACGUGUCCCAGAGCCAAUUCAGCGAGACCUUGGAGUGUCAUGCAUUCCUGUGUCCCAAGAAGAAGAUCGCCCAAGCUGUGACGCUGACGGUGGCACAAGCCUUCAAAGUAGCUCUGGAUCUGUGGGAGCUUGCCCAGGAAGACAAAAUCAAGAAAGGGCGCCCGUGUUGUUCCUGUUCCGUGAACAGCUCCAAAGCCGAAAUGAACUCGCACUCAGGUGCAGAUGUGGAAGAACACAGAUCCCUGAGUAACGAGGAGCAGCUCAGGCAGCCCUUUUUCCCUGCGCCGUUCCACUCGCCCUCGCAGCACAGCGACCCUCUGAAGCGGAGGCCCGUGAAGCACGACUCCUGGGAUGUCGAGGAUGGCCUUGAUGAUGCAUUUUCAAGCAAUAUGGAUGUCGAAGACGCGGACACAGGUAAGCGAGAUUGGCAGAGUCCCGCUUCAGAUCAUUGCCUAAGCAUGCAUCUCUGAGCCCGGUGGAAGCUGACCUUUAGGAGUCAAAGGCCGAUCACGGUAGAGAAGACGAAUAAAGACGUCCUCUGGACCUUUCACGCAAACUGCCUUUUCCGACUGCAGUUUCCCUUCGAAGAAGUACGAUGGGACACAUUUCUCUGCAAGGUGUGAAGGAAUGGAGAACUGUUUCCUCAACUUUUUAUUUAUUUAUUUUUUUCACAUAUCGAAUAAAAAAACCGCCAGACGUCAGUAUUUAAUUAUUAAACUUGGACUUCGGUCGUUUUCACGUUUUGUUUUUUGUUUGCUUGUUUUCCUGGUUUUCGGUGUGGCUUCAGCUACAUUGAUUGUCAUUUGCUGACAUGUAAGAUACAGUUGUGUAAUUUAGAUUUUAUGGAUUUUAAUGGUCCAUUUGCUUCUUUCUAAAAACUUCAAGGCCCAGACUGAAGUUAAUUUUUUAUAUAGCUUUUUUCCCCCCCAUUUCCAGAUUUUUUUUCUUCCCCAUUUUGUCUUGCCAGGUCUUUAAGGGGUCAAUUUGAAGUUAAAAUACAUUUUGUCUGUAUUUGGAUCAAUGACUGCAGCACAGGCAACAUGGGAACAAUUGUUUCUGUGCAAAGAACUCAGGUAAAACGAGAAAGAAACCAAGAAGGUUUAUUGGUCAGUUGUUGGAAAAUACACUUUAAUGCACCAAAUGUCUAUGUUUACUGAGGUACUGAAGUGUGUGGUAUAUGUUGUACACAGGCUGAUUUUCUAUACACUUUUGACGUCUUUUCUUGGAUAUUUGAUAGAAGAACAAAUAUUUGUCAAUUACUAAUGCAAGUACGAAUUCAAACACCCGCUACAGUACGGCAGCUGAAUCCGUUCCGUUUUCUUAACGACAGUUUCAAAUGGAACUAAAAUACUACAGCGCAUGUAUAAAAAGUUACCUUUAAGAGUUUGUUCUUAAAGGUUUUAUAAAUGUCAUAAAUACAUAUUGCAUCAAUAUUAUUCAGGUCUGAGUAUCAAAUAUUCAGGAAAAGCCUAGAUUUGACUGUAAUUUUUUGCCCGUGGGUAGUAUGCACUACAAAUGUUACAGAACUUGAAUGGCUGUAAAGUUGCCGGGUAACGAAUCUGUGUGAACAUAAAAACGUAAAAUUAGUUUUGUCAUUGCUGGAUUACAGCCUAAUUGCUGAAUAAUGCAGUCUUAAAAUGGCGACCUUUUCCUGAACACAGAAAAAAAUUAAUUGCUGAAGUGUGAAGCAAAUACAAGUAACAGACUGUAUUUUCAAAUAUUUAAAUAGUAUUGUUUACAGAAAAGCCUAGGGUGUCUAUGAGAAUUAAGGAGUUCUUGUUAAUUUUAUUGUCAUAGUAACCCUUAAAGUAUUUUUUAUGUUAUGAAAGUGAAAAAAAAUACAAAUGCUAAAGGUGCAUUAUUCCUUUUUAAAUUCAAAAAUUUAUGUACAGUGUAAGCAAGAUUUAAUAUGAACCACAUUGUUUCUCUGUC